This is a messenger RNA of Epinephelus lanceolatus (giant grouper), 1213 nucleotides long. It is a transcript of the gene rsph3, whose product is annotated as radial spoke head 3. Gene Ontology annotation, cellular component: cilium. Lineage: Eukaryota; Metazoa; Chordata; Actinopteri; Perciformes; Serranidae. The record is from RefSeq and is a predicted model, not a curated record.
UACGACAGCUCGCUGCUUCCUCUCCUCUUGGUUGUGUUGGUUACUUAUCCUGCCCGCAACCAAACAUUAACGUUAGUUAGCUAACUAACUAUUUCAACCACGGCACUUGAUGUUUCCUCGUAGUUUCCGUUCGUAGUAAAAAUGGCUUUUGUUUCACACAGUCAGAGAGAGCCAAACGGAAGUUACACUUUCUCAAGCCGACCCAGACCUGUGGAGAACCGCUCCAAGUACAGAGAGCCUCCGUCUGAACAGACACACAGUAACUAUGGAAACAUUAUGUAUGACCGUCGUGUUGUCAGAGGAAACACUUAUGCCCAACACAUUAUACCAACUACGGCUCAGCCGGACCCUGUUGAAAUACAAAGACAGCAGGAGCUCAGGAGGAGAGCCAUUGCUCGAAAACGAGCCAGGGAGCAGUUCAGACCCAGGACUCCUGAGGCCCUGCAGGGCAGGAAACACAUUGAUGUACAGACAGAGCUUUAUCUUGAAGAACUGAGUGAUGUUAUAGUGGCUACAGAUAUCGAGUGUCAGACUGAUGCUUUCCUGGACAAACCAGCAACCCCACUCUUCAUACCUGCCAAAUCUGGCAAAGAUGUUGCAACCCAGAUAGAGGAAGGAGAGCUGUUUGACUUCGACAGGGAGGUGCAACCAUUGUUGGAGGUCCUGGUGGGUAAGACAAUAGAGCAGUCUCUGGAGGAGGUGAUGGAGGAAGAGGAGCUUGCCUGCCUGAGGGCCCAGCAGAGGGCCUUCGAAGAGCUCCGAAAUAACGAGCUGGCAGAGGUGCGGCGGCUUCAGGAGCAGGAGAGACGCCACAGUGAGGAGAAAGCACGUAGAAUUGCCCAGCAGAAGGAGGUGCUGCAGAAGGAAAAAGAGACUGCAGAGAAGAUCGCUGCCCGGGCCUACACUCAGCAGUACCUGGCUGACCUCAUACCUGCAGUCUUUACCUCACUGAGAAGCCACGGCUACUUUUAUGACCCCGUGGAGAAAGAUAUUGAGACUAAUUUCCUCCCAUGGCUGAUGUCAGAGGUGAACAACAGCUUGGAGAAGAGACACACAGCAAGGGCGGUGCUGGACACGAUCAUCCAUGAUGUCGCCCAGAAGAGAGUGGAGAGGUUCAAAGAGAAGGACACACAGUGAUAAUGAUUCACAGGCAAAGGUCAAGGACACAAGUGCAUUUUUAAAAAUAUGAAAUAAUAAAUGUUUUAUCACUGAC